AUGGGCUACGGCGCCACCGAUUCAGACGAGCGGUCGCGGCCGCGCGACGACGACGAGUACAACAGCAGCAUUUACCUCAGCGAUGAUGAUGCUGCAAUUGUGCCCAAGGGAACCUUGGAUCCCGUCUAUGAGGCCAAAGCCCGACUUUUGAAUCGCGCUAUUCGUGACAUUGGCAUGGGAUGGUACCAAUGGCAGCUUUUCAUCGUCGUCGGGUUUGGCUGGGCAAGCGACAAUCUGUGGCCAAUUGUCACCUCACUCAUCCUGCCCGCCAUAUCCAACGAGUUCAACGUAUCGAGACCGCCGCUCUUCACACUUGCGCAAAACAUCGGUCUCCUGGCUGGGGCGGUAUUUUGGGGGUUCGGAUGUGACAUCUUUGGCCGCAAAUGGGGCUUCAACCUGACUCUAGGUCUCACGGCUGUCUGGGGAAUGAUUGCGGCCAGCGCUCCCAAUUUCGCCGCCGCCGGCGUCUUUGCUGCUCUGUGGUCGUUUGGUGUUGGCGGCAACCUGCCAGUUGAUUCGGCCAUCUUCCUGGAGUUCCUCCCGCAGUCGCACCAGUAUCUGCUCACCAUCCUGUCACUGGACUGGGCGCUGGCCCAGGUCAUCGCCAACCUGGUGGCGUGGCCGCUGCUGGGUAACUUGACGUGCGACGAGAAGGAGAAGCCCUGUCUUCGCAGUCACAACAUGGGCUGGCGUUACUUUGUCAUUGCCAUGGGGGGGUUGACUCUGCUCAUGUUCCUGGCCCGAUUUUUGCUCUUCACAAUCUACGAAUCGCCAAAGUAUUUGAUUGGCAAGGGACGAGAUGAGGAGGCUGUUCGUGUCAUCCACGAGGUAGCGAAGCGAAACGGCAAAACCAUCACCCUGACUCUCGAAGACAUCAGGGCUUGUGAACCGGAAGGCUAUGUCGCUCAGACAGAUGCAGCCGCAGCAGUGAAGCGACAUCUUGAAAAAGUCGAUGCCAAGAAAGUCAAGGUUCUAUUUGCUACCACGCGAAUGGCUCUCAGCACUAGUAUAAUGAUGACCAUCUGGGCGCUGAUUGGACUUGCGUACCCUCUGUACAAUGCCUUCCUUCCUUACAUCCAGGCGAGCAAAGGUGCACAGUUUGACGACGGUAGCACAUACAUCACCUAUCGAAACAGUCUCAUCAUUUCCGCCCUUGGUGUCCCAGGAGCGCUUCUGGGAGGUGUGCUGGUGGAGUUGCCCCGGAUCGGCCGAAAGGGCACGCUCUCGGUCUUCACGGCACUGACGGGCGUCUUUUUAUAUUGCUCUACUACGGCGCUGAACAGCACAUCUCUUCUUGGCUGGAACUGUGCAUUCAACUUUUGCAGCAAUGUCAUGUACGCGGUGCUGUACGGAUACACGCCCGAAGUCUUUCCUACUCCCCAACGAGGAACGGGCAAUGCUCUGACGGCGACUUGCAACCGAGUGUUUGGUAUCAUGGCGGUAAGUCACAUUUCGAAUGGGUGGAUUGGCAGUUGA
Metarhizium acridum CQMa 102 is the source of this 1476-nucleotide messenger RNA. The record is from RefSeq and is a predicted model, not a curated record. NCBI's taxonomy places the organism in Eukaryota, Fungi, Ascomycota, Sordariomycetes, Hypocreales, Clavicipitaceae.